CCUUAGUAGAUAAAUUACAAGGCGUGCACCUGAGAAUACUAGUGUUAAAUAAUAUUGAGGCUUUAUUUAGGCGUGUUGUUAUAUUUUAUCCUGUACACAACAGAAUGCGGUGCGGACGUUAUCUCGUGACGGUCAUAUUGUCUGUAUUAUCAAUCCUUUCUGAACACGGCUUGAUGGGCACAGCGAAUGGAACGUCAAUAGAAUGCGCCUCCGACUCAGAUUUCACCUUCAAAUUUUAUAGCAAAAUUUGCGCGAAAUCGAUAACGAUUGCAGAAUGUGAUUUGGGGAAAGAAGAAUGCAUGAUGUUGGCAACCACUCACGAAAACAAGUACAGCGUUAUGUACACUAGACGUGGCGGCGUUCUGAGAAUUAAAGAUCUAGACGAAGAAACCGUAGGAACUUACCAAUGCUAUGAAACAUUCAAUCCCUUUAAUGUUGUCAGCACGCAUAUCUUACUAGCGGACUAUAAAUCACCAAUGGAAAAUUGUAUCGGAAACUCACUAAAAACUACGGGAGGUGGUCGAACGGACAAGUAUGGACAUAUCGUGAUGGGUACAUUAACGAACACGUCGUUAGAAUGUUCUUCAAAUGUCGGACUCACAUUCAGAUUUUUUAGCAAUAUAUUACCAUCACCUGUUACAAUUGCAGAAUGCGACUUCACGACUGAAUCAUGCAUUAUGUUGCAAACAACGUUUAAAAAUAAAUUCGACGUGUUUUACACUGGUCGCGCAGGAGUGUUGUACAUAGCCAGUUUAGACGACGAAACGAUUGGAGAGUAUAGAUGUUGUGAAACUUUCAACCCAACCAACUUUAUCAGCGUUGACAUUAAUUUACCCUACAGAAAUGAUGUGGUAAACACAACGUAUGGUGUUCCGAAAGCAACCGAGAGUAUUAACGUUUUAGGGAACGGUUUACAGAAAAAUGAAACACAAAACGGCACGAUCAUUAUGGUUGUUGGACUGAUUGCUUUUUUCCUUUUUGGGCUGAUUGCUGUGGUCAUCGGCAUCAAAAUCUUUGUAUUAAUUACUAAUAAGAAAGGUAAAUCAAGCAUUGAUUCUACAACAACUGGACAGGCAGAGACAGAUCAACUUUCGGGGGUGAGAGUGGAGCUAAGUAAUCAGUUCGCUGAACUCAUUGACCCGGUUACACAGAUUGAAACGGAUGGGUACGAUUCCGGCUAUGCUUCUAGCAAGAUUGGAGAACGGAAAGGGCGAAGAAAAAACAAUCGAAAAUUCCAGGUCAGCCUAAGGCGUUUGAAAUCGAUUUAACAUCUCCGCAAAGAAGACGUUAAAAACCUACCAGAUAAUUUCACUGAAAAUAAUUAUUGUAUAUAGCUAACACGCGCUUUAUGUUUCGAGUUCAAGUUGUGUAUUGCAAAGAUGAAGGAUUAUUUAGUGCCCUCAAAGAAACGAUUGCAGCUGAUGCAUGUUAUUAUAGUCAAUGUAAGGAGUUAAGUUUUUGAUGUAUGUUUUUUUUCAAUCAUGAGCCAGAUAAGAUCUUAUUCCACUGAUUCUGUUUUUAAAGCUUAAAGUAUCCAAUUUGUAAAAAAAUGAAUGCAUAAGUAGUUUACAUGACUUAUCUGAGAAAAAUUGUUAUCGCAUAAACACUUAUUCUAAUGUUGAUUAUUUAUAUUAUUUUAUCAAUUGUGAGUAUAUUAUAUAAUAUUCAGCUAAGUGUAUACAUAUAUAAAAUAUAUAUCGAAUUUAGCAUAUAUGUUGACAUGGAAAUGUUGACUGAUUAAUGCGUGUUGAGUUAUGAUUUAAUCCAUAAACCCGCGUAAUGAUGUGAGCAAGACUGCUGUGUGAAAGUACAAAUAUAUCCAAAACGCUGUAAAAUAAUAUUUUUAAUUAUACAAAUUUUAUAUAUUUCAAGUAUUUCUAUAUUCACGUUAAAUAUUGUAUAUCAGUUGUUCUGAUUUGCUUAUGUAAUACCAUUUAAUCAAGUCAUUUCACGACAUUCUCUUUAGUUUGAAAACAUAUGGUAAUGUUACACGUUUAUUAGAAGCUGAUGUACCCUUUUACAUUGAAACAUAUAUACAAUACUUUGUAUUUUUAUUUUUGACGUUGAAACAUAAAUACUUUGUAUCUUUAUAUUUAACAUAUAAAUGCAUGUGUUUUGCGCAAUGGUUUCUCACAUACAGCGUUUCCGUAUUGUUUUAUUAUAAGUGAAAAUUCAAAUAACAAUUCACCAUUUAUAUGCAAAUGAAUAUCUGCUUAACGGCUUUGAGUUGGACCUUUUUUACUUGCAGCUGACUGUACAUCCGUGCAUACAUUGUCCAUCAAUGUUUUCGUAAGCGGGUCUGCACAAAUAUCGUUUUCUGUCUUCUUACAAUAUCUUAAAGAAAAUGUUUAUAUUAAACUUUUCCAUUUUAUUAACUCAUUUUUAUCAAAAUGAUAUGAUAUAAACGUACUUUAAAACA
Dreissena polymorpha is the source of this 2419-nucleotide messenger RNA. RefSeq lists its product as uncharacterized. The transcript has 10 exons. Bases 105 to 1268 code for a protein of 387 amino acids. NCBI's taxonomy places the organism in Eukaryota, Metazoa, Mollusca, Bivalvia, Myida, Dreissenidae. The record is from RefSeq and is a predicted model, not a curated record.